This is a messenger RNA of Lichtheimia ornata, 411 nucleotides long. RefSeq lists its product as uncharacterized. NCBI's taxonomy places the organism in Eukaryota, Fungi, Mucoromycota, Mucoromycetes, Mucorales, Lichtheimiaceae. The record is from RefSeq and is a predicted model, not a curated record. Gene Ontology annotation, biological process: tRNA splicing, via endonucleolytic cleavage and ligation. Gene Ontology annotation, molecular function: nucleic acid binding. The coding region runs from base 1 to 411 and encodes 136 amino acids. The transcript is spliced from 6 exons.
AUGUUUCAAGACACGCUUGAUCAACUUGAAAAGCAGACGAAUCCAGAACAGUGGCCGCUCGUCAGACAUGUCUACAUGGAUCUCACGCUUGCCAAGAUGUGGGAGAAUGUACAAGUAUACCCCGUGGAAAGCCUGCAAACAAGCAUCUUAGUAGGGCAUGAACCUGACACACCGCCUGAACAGCAACUUGUGAUCCUUCCCAUACUUCAAGAAAAGACAGUGUCCAUGGAUCGCUUGUCAUCCUAUUUUAAGGCAUUACGUGCAGCUGGCUUUGCCAACCAAAAGGGACAAGCUCUUAGCAAACUGACACUUGCCAUCAUUGCCCCUGAUUCGACCAUUGUGUAUUAUCAUGUCCAACCUGGCCUCGUUCCACCCUCAUCUUCCAAUGUCAACAACAACGAUGAUGAUUAA